UCCUUCAUGGUAUCAGCUUAGUUACUCCGAUCUGUUUUUUCCGCUGCACUCUUUUCCUCCUCUCCUCGUCCCUCAUGGCCUCCUCUGAUGGAUCCUCCUCUCCUGGCGGAUCUUCGUCCUCCUCGGAUCUUGACAUCCCUCCAGUCGUCACCAACCCUGCUCCGGCCUCCCAGGUUCAACUGAUCAACAUCAAAACCCACGUUCCCAUGGUACUCGAUUUUGAUGAGGCCAACUACGGUCCAUGGCGUCUCUGCUUCCUCGCCGUCUUCGCCAAGUUUGGACUGCUCGACCACGUCAACAGCUCCGACGCCGAGGGCACCUCCGACUGGGUCCAGAACGACUACUCCAUCGUCUCCUGGCUGUACUGCACCAUCUCCAACGACAUCCUUCGCACCGUGCAGACCAGCCGGGACACGGCGUACUCUCUCUGGUGUGCCAUCCACGGCCUCUUCCGCAACAACAAGGCGACACGAUCAGUCUACGUCGGCGCCGACUUCCACAACGUCUACCAAGGCGACAUGUCCGUGAUGGCCUACUGCUCCAAGGUGAAGCAGCUCACAGAUCAACUCCGCGAUCUCGGCUCGCCUGUGUCGAACCAGGAACUCGUCAUCACCUUGCUGCGUGGUCUCAAUGAACGGCUCCACAAUGUGAUUCCCAGUAUCACCAGUCACAAAAGGCUGCCGUCAUUCCUGAAGGUGCGAUCUCAACGUCGCCUUGAAGAAAAUCGCGUCGACACCGCGGCCAAGCGGGCUCAGGCCGCCGCCUUCUUCGCCCACAUGCACGGCUCCAGUGGCGCUGCAUCCGCCACGUCCGGUGCAUCCGUCGCGUCCGGUGCGCCGCUCGCCCUCGCUGCCCAGCCCAGCGUCGCCGCCUCUCCAACAUCUGCUGGUGGCGCGGGCGGCUCCGGCAAGAAGCAGAGGUACAAGACGAAGAACUCCGGGGGCGGCUCCUCCUCCAACAAUGGCCGUCCCGGGAACGCCUCCACCGUCCAACCACAGUGGCCGCAAGUCAACCCGUGGUCUGGAACAUUCCAUGCUUGGCCUACCAUGGCGCGUCCACCGCUCCCGCCUCCAGGCACUGGAGUCCUGGGGCCACGUCCCGGCGUUCCAUUGGCACAAGCCUACUACAGCGUUGCGCCCAUGCAGCAGCCACAGGCUCCCUCUUGGGAUCAAGCUGCACUGAUCGCUGCUCUCAACAACAUGGCGCUCCAGACCUCCCCCGCUGGCGACUGGGUCAUGGACACUGGUGCAUCAACGCACAUGUCCAACCACGGAUCUGCGCACCAAGAUGGAAAUUCUCCGAUGUAACAGUGAUGGGGAUCUUUACCCUCUCACUGCUCCGGCUGCACAGGCCCUCUUCACUCAAGCUGCUGCUCGUUGGCAUCGUCGAUUGGGCCACCCCAGCAAUAAAAACUUAUCUCAGCUUCUUACAUCAUU
This is a messenger RNA of Panicum virgatum (switchgrass), 1436 nucleotides long. RefSeq lists its product as uncharacterized. The record is from RefSeq and is a predicted model, not a curated record. The coding region runs from base 75 to 1307 and encodes 410 amino acids. The transcript has 2 exons. NCBI's taxonomy places the organism in Eukaryota, Viridiplantae, Streptophyta, Magnoliopsida, Poales, Poaceae.